Messenger RNA from Filobasidium floriforme, 2227 nucleotides. RefSeq lists its product as uncharacterized. Lineage: Eukaryota; Fungi; Basidiomycota; Tremellomycetes; Filobasidiales; Filobasidiaceae. The record is from RefSeq and is a predicted model, not a curated record. Bases 36 to 2153 code for a protein of 705 amino acids. The transcript is spliced from 6 exons.
UUAGCUGAUUACCUACUUGACAGACAUCAUCGAGCAUGCCUGAUCUUCGAGCUCUUGCGCGAAGCUGUCCGCCGGCCUCCAUUGCUGACGAUCUCCUGGCGAUCAUCAACGCUCAACUUCGAUCAUUCCUCACCGCACCCGAUCCAAAGGAGACCUCCGAUGACGUCUUACAAUACGUCGCAAUCGGGCUCAACAUCCAUGCCAGCAGGUCCUUGCGAAACUUGGGAACGCUUCCUCCAGUCAGGGUCGAUCUUUUGCCUCUAGAAGCCCUGGUAAAGCUGGUCGACCUAGCCCCUGAUGCUCUCGAUGAUGUCCUCCCGACAUUCAUCCUAGAUGCCAUCUUGGCCUAUCCUACCCAUGUCUCUACGGUCAGGCAACUGGUGACCAGUGCUCUCAAGGAUAAUGCAGCAUUCGGUACGGCACUCAAGCAAGAGGUCAUCGAGGCGACCGUGCGAUUGCUAGAGCGAGAAAACUCCAGGGUGCUCAAGUGCGAAAAGGGGCAAGAUCCCGGCGAAUCCCAUAUCCCCAGACUCGCCUAUUCUCUCUUCAUCUACGCUCGAGCACAUCCGAAUAUGGCAGCGGCCAUCGUCGAGGCGAGGAACUUUUUCGGCAUUCUCAAAGUUAGCUACGAGGUCGUAUCCGGUCUACCUUUGACAUCGCUCGAUGCGACCCGGAAGAUACAGACCAAAAGCCAUCUCUUGCUCCUCUUGCAUACUCUAUUGGAGCCCUUGCCUCCUUCGGACAGGGAAUGGAAGUUGGAGAUGAUCGACGAGCAUGGGGAAAACGAAGGCUCGGAUACACUCGUAAACACGGGGAUCUGUCAUGACUACAACGUCCUCUUCGCGCAGCAAGACGGCCAAGCAGCCAUGGACCUUUCGUCUGGCGAGAGCGGGAAACAGGCUAUCGGGGAGAAGCAGAUGGAUGCGCUGAGGUCACUUAGUUCCGGGAUGAAGCUGCAUACGCACCGAGAAGACGAGUCGGUCAUGAUCAAGCACCGGAUUGCGCCCAUCCUCGUUCUCUUCCCCGACAUGCCUCCCGAGCUCUUACAUGAAGCUCUGCGUCAUCCUCGGUUCGCUCAUUACAAAAGCGAGAACGGCGGCGAAGAUGAUCCGGUGACCGUGUUGACCAACGCCAUGCUAGACAGCACAUUACCCUCCGAGCUGAAAGAGCUGGGCCGACGUGUACGAGCUGUCACGCAGGGUGAGGAGAGAGAGGGGGCUAGUCGUAAUGCCUCGGCAGAGGGUAGCAGGGAGAGGAGUAGACAGCCUAGUCCGGAAAAGACGGCCAGGAAGACGUUCAAGCGAGACAACAUCUUCAACGAUAUGCCCAUGGACUUUUCUAAACUCAGCUUUGGAAAAGGAAAGAAUGACGACGACCUGGACUCGUACACUAAUGCAGUACCUGACCACAUUCGUCAGUCUAUCAUCCGUCUGACCGAACAACAACGUUCGGAAGAAGAAGCCGAACGCGAGCUUGAGCAUGAAGAGGCGAAAGCGAGACGAUCGAGAUCCGCCGUGGCAGGACCUUCCAAGGCAAAGGAGCCUAGGAUCAGAACUGUCGCUUUCGAAGAGGAACUCGAUGAGGAUGAUCUACUAGAUGACGAGACGGACGCGUUGGAGGCGCGUGUACGACUGAACCUCAGGGAGGGAGAAGAGGGGAGCAGUGAUGGGGAGAGUUAUGUCAAUUCCGAAGAAGAUGACGAUGUCGGCGCGGGGGGGACGGAGGAUGUGUAUCUGGAGCAGCUGUACCUACAGAAUCCGAGCGCGUUCGAGCGGAAUGCUGCGACGAGGAGGAGCAAAAUGCGCGAACAGAUGCGUCAGCAGACGGGUUGGAGCGAUGAACAGCUGGAGGGUUGGAAGAUUAUGCUUGAGAGAAAUCCUUUGAAAGACAAGAUCUUGAGUCGUCAUGGCGACCCAAGGGGUAACCGAGCGCCUGCCGAUCGCAGCGGUAACCAACCGAAUCGAGGAGGCGGCGGUGGAGGUGGUGCAAGGGGAGGUGGUCACGGUGAUAGAGGUCGAGGCGGGAGCGGAGGAGGUCGCGGUGGAGGUGGCGGUCGUGGCAGGGGCGGUGCCAACAAGAGCAGCAGGGGUCAUCAGAAUGCUGCCAGGACUAGAGGGCAUGACCGCAAGAUGGCCAAGAUGGGUGCUGCCUAGCUUGCUCCGGUAUACUUGUCAUGAGAGAGAGAGACCGUUAUAAUGCAUAUUCGCAUAGAAUCAUCAUCAUGCGU